AUGGAUGUGUUGCGACAACUGCAACAUCUUCAACGAGUUCAAGACAUCAACUACGACCGUGCAAAGCGACUGGCACACUGGCAUGGGUCAGUUCAUGACAGUAGAAUAUUUGACAACAGUUUACUAAAGCAGAAGUUUGAAGAUGGAGAUAUAGAUGGAUUAUUGAUUGGUGAUUCGGGAUAUCCCUGUUUGCCUUACCUAAUGACACCUCUGCUCAAUCCAAGAGAUGCUGCCGACAAUAGAUACAACCGAGCUCUAUGUUCAACAAGAAACUUAGUGGAAUGCAUGUUUGGGAUUUGGAAACGCAGGUUUCCUUGUCUAACAUACACUCUCCGCUUCAAGGACAUAUGUACAUCUCUAGCAGUGAUCGUAGCCACAGCGGUGUUGCAUAACAUUGCUGUCGCUGAAAGGGAACCUAAUUUUAAUGAUGACCUUGAUGAUCUACAGCCUCCACUUAGGAUCAGUGGGGUACAAAAUGGUCGUGGCAAUGCUGUCAGAAGGGCUAUGAUUCAGCAAUAUUUUUCUUAA
Molecule: messenger RNA, 528 nt
Organism: Gigantopelta aegis
Lineage: Eukaryota; Metazoa; Mollusca; Gastropoda; Neomphalida; Peltospiridae
Product: putative nuclease HARBI1
Exons: 2
Coding region: 1-528 (175 amino acids)
Source: RefSeq, a predicted model, not a curated record